CGGAUUUUAGUACAAAUGGGGGAGAGGAAUGGAAAUAGAAUGUUGUUUCGAGAUUCUGUAUCUUUCACAGUCUUCAAUUCUCGUGCAAUCAAGUUAAAUAAGCUAGAUGACAGAGAAGGCUUUAAACUCGUUCUUACAGGAAACGUGUCACUGCAACAGUGCAUAAUUUUUGAUUGCUGUUUUACCACGGAUGCUUGGAAGGAAGAGAACUAUGAAGUUUACUUGGGUGGAAUAGUUGCUCAACUCCGAGAACAUUUAGCAGAUGCAUCAUUCUUGGUAUUCAAUUUUAGGAGAUUAGAGAUGCAGAGUCAGAUGGGUGAUAUCUUAUCUAAGUAUGAUAUGACCAUAAUGGACUACCCUCAGCAGUACGAGGGCUGCCCAGUUCUGACGAUGGAAGUGGUUCACCAUUUUUUAAGAUCAUGUGAGAGUUGGCUUUCCCUUGGGCAGAAUAAUGUUUUGCUAAUGCAUUGUGAACGUGGUGGUUGGCCAGUUUUAGCUUUCAUGCUUUCAGCUCUCUUGAUUUAUAGAAAACAAUAUAGUGGCGAACAAAGAACAUUGGACAUGGUUUAUAGGCAGGCACCUCGUGAGCUUUUGCAUUUUUUGUCUCCUAUGAAUCCGAUUCCAUCUCAAUUAAGGUAUCUGCAAUAUGUUGCGAGGAGGAAUGUAGCCUUAGAAUGGCCUCCUAUGGACAGAGCUCUCACUUUGGAUUGUAUCAUUUUGAGGUUUAUUCCAAAUUUUGAUGGGGAGGGUGGUUGCCGUCCAAUAUUUCGAAUAUAUGGACAAGAUCCUCUGCUGGUCAGUGAUCGAACUCCUAAAGUUCUUUAUUCAACUCCAAAAAGAAGCAAAAAUGUCCGAGCUUUCAAACAGGCAGAGUCUGAACUGGUUAAGAUUGAUGAAUGUCAUAUUCAAGGUGAUGUUGUUCUUGAGUGCAUCACCUUGCAUGACGACAUGGAAUUUGAAGAGAUGAUGUUCAGAGCAAUGUUUAAUAAUACUGCUUUUAUUCGCUCUAAUAUUUUAAUUCUCAACCGUGAAGAGAUUGAUACAUUGUGGAAUGCUAAAGAUAAAUUUCCAAAAGACUUCCGAGCAGAGAUUCUUUUCUCUGAGAUGGAUGCUGGAACUCGUACUGUUGCAAAUGAUGUACUUUGCAUUGAGGAAGAAGGUCUCCCCAUGGAAGCAUUUGCUAAAGUGCAAGAGAUCUUUAGUCAUGUGGAUUGGUUAGAUCCCAAGGCAGAUGUUGCCCUUAAUGUGCUCCAUCAGAUGAAUGCCUUAAACAUAGCCCAAGAGAAGCCAGACAAUAAUUCUCUUUGGAGUACGCAAGUUAGUUCUUUACUUCAGUGUGCAAGUCCCAGAAAACUUCCACAGAAGUUCACAUUGGAGAACAGAAGUAAAUUCCUAGAGAAGGAAGGAUCUAGUCCAACCUCUAAAUUUUCUCCGGAUGCUGCUAAAACCGAACAAAACAAUGAAUCUAAUUCAGUAUUCCAACGGGUGCCUCAAUCUCCAGACCCUUUUCCACUCACCUUUGACAUGUUGCAAGAUUCCCCAAUCUCAGAUAGAAGUGAUAGGACCUCAUACAGUGCUUCGGUUGGAAGCCACUCAUUUAUUGAUUCUGAAGGAGAAAUAGAUGUUUCUCAUCUGAAAACUGCAUCUUCAUCUUUUCGGGAUGCAACAUUGGAUGUUUCUCUAGCACCUGAAUCUCCUCAGACUAAAAAUUUAUAUACAGAGACAACCAUACCACCACCUCCUCCUCUCCCACAACUUUCCACUGAUAUUUAUGCUGCAAAUUCCCUACCUUCUCCUCACUCUACUUCAACUGAAUCACUACUUCAGUCUAAUAACUUUUCAACUCUACAACCAAAUAGAGCUUCACUCACUGAGGAAAUAGAAAUCUAUUCAAAGGAUCAAAAUCAGUUAUCAGCCAUCAUCCCUUCCCUGUCUGUAACCUCUACAAUUAGUUCCUCAGUACAGUCUUCUCCACCACCUCCUCCACCACCUCCUUCAACACCUCCUUUGAAGGAUACCAUAGCUGUUAGAGUUAAAGCUUCUUUGACAACACCCUCUUUUCCUUCUACAUUAGCUUCUCAUCCUACAAUUGCAUCCUCCGUUCCUCAACCACCACCUCCUCCUCCUCCUUCCACAUCCACUGUAACUCAUAAAAUUUCAUCUCCAAUCCCUUCACCUCCACCACCACCGCCUACUCCUUCUCCUCCUCCUCCUCCUCCAGUAGUCAUUACAAAUCCUAAAAUCUCCUCUCCAGUGCCUCCACCACCACCUCCUCUCCCUAUGACUUCCAAACAGGUUGAAAGUACUACAACAUCCCCAUCUAUUCCUAUUGAAAAGAGAGACAACGAGUUCACACCAAUUUACGUGGAAACCCGAGUACCGGGAGAAAAAUCACGAUUGUUUGUGUUGUUAUUAUUUUCUAAUGAAGGAAAAAGCCUAGAAAAAAAGGAAAGAAUUCCAACAAUUCCUCCUCCACCACCACCACCUAUUCCUAUGACAUCCAGGCAGGUUGGAAGUACUUCAACAUCUUCGCCUGUUCCUCCACCACCACCACCUCUUCCAUCCAGACAGGUUGGAAGUACUUCAACAUCUUCACAUGUUCCCCCUCCUCCACCACCGCCUGCUUCCACCAAAGGCUCCCCUUCAUCUGUUCCUUCUGCUCCCCCUCCUCCUACCCUUUCUGGGAGAGGGCCUUCAAAAUCAGGUGAACUGUCUGGUUCUCUUCUUGGAAAUGGUUCAUCUACGUCUUCCUCUCCUGUGCCACCAAGUGGUUCUCCAUUAGGUAUAAAGGGACGGACUUUGUCACGCACCAUAAGUUCAAGAACACAUAUAACCAAGAAAUUGAAGCCACUGCAUUGGUUAAAGUUAUCUAAAGCAGUGCAAGGAAGCUUAUGGGCUGAAGCCCAAAAAACUGGUGAAGCUGCCAGGGCACCGGAGAUUGACAUGUCAGAGCUUGAAAGUCUUUUCUCAGCGGCAGUUCCUGCUCCUGAUCAGCUCCAAAAGUCGAGUGGACGCGGUUCAGUUGGCAAUAAGCCUGAGAAAGUACAACUGAUUGAUCACAGACGUGCUUACAAUUGUGAAAUUAUGCUUUCAAAGGUCAAGGUGCCUUUGCAUGAUUUAAUGAGUUCUGUGCUUGACCUUGAAGAUUCAGCUUUGGAUAUCGAUCAGGUCGAGAAUCUUAUUAAGUUUUGUCCGACAAAGGAGGAAAUGGAUUUACUUAAGGGGUACACUGGAGAAAAGGAGAAGCUCGGUAAAUGUGAACAGAUUUUUUUCAUUUUGCGGUUGGACGUGGAUUUAGCUUCAAACCAAACCAACGAACUGCGAACACCCCUAGAGACAACGACGCUGAGCGACAGACAGAGGCGUGGACGAACAAGAAAGACUUGCGUCGGCUGUAUGAGGCGAAUAGAGAAACUCAACGUUCGUCGAUGAGGCAAAAAGCAACGAAAAGCGUUGACUGAUGGUGGACGAACGAUGAAGGAGGUGACGGCUAGGGUUUUGAGAGGAAGAAAAUUGAAGAAGAUGAUGGCACGCUUUACGAGAGGUCAUAUUUAAUAAUAAUAAUAAUAAUUCUAUUAU
Messenger RNA from Cucumis sativus (cucumber), 3579 nucleotides. Its product is annotated as formin-like protein 13. Lineage: Eukaryota; Viridiplantae; Streptophyta; Magnoliopsida; Cucurbitales; Cucurbitaceae. The record is from RefSeq and is a predicted model, not a curated record.